This is a messenger RNA of Lathyrus sativus (Indian pea), 981 nucleotides long. The record is from the annotation of a GenBank genome assembly. NCBI's taxonomy places the organism in Eukaryota, Viridiplantae, Streptophyta, Magnoliopsida, Fabales, Fabaceae.
AUGAAGGAAGAAGAACUACGCGCGGCGGCGAUUAAGGGUGAAACGGAGAAGGUAACGGCUCUUAUUGAGUCCGGCGCCGACGUUACCUAUUUCGACGGAGAUGGUCUAACUCCUCUUAUGCACGCUGCAAAGCACGGCUAUGCACCCAUCCUCGACAUCCUUAUCUCCGCCGGCGCUCCUUGGAACGCUCUUUCUCCUUCCAACUUAUCCGCCGGUGAUUUCGCAAUGCAAGAAGGUCACCAAGAAGCCUACGAGCUUCUCCUCAAUGCCGGGAUUCGAUCUGAAUUAGUGCUGGGAACAAUUGCUAGGAAGGAAAAGAAAAACACCGAUUCUGGAUAUGAUUAUUUGGAAGAUAGGGUAAGUUUUAGUGAAGAUAAAGUUAUGGAUUCUGAAAGUAAAGCUGUGAUGAUGGCAUGGGAGAAGCCAUUGAUGGAGGCUCAUGCUAAAGCUGUUUGUUUAGGAGGUGGUCAUGUGCUCAAUAUUGGAUUUGGAAUGGGUCUUGUUGAUACAGCUAUACAGCAAUAUUCACCCGUGAAACACACCAUUGUUGAGGCUCAUCCAGAGGUUUAUGAACGCAUGCUUCGCGAUGGUUGGGGUCAGAAGGAAAAUGUGAAGAUUAUUUUUGGCCGCUGGCAAGAUGUUUUGUCUCAGCUUGAAACAUAUGAUGGGAUAUUCUUUGACACCUAUGGGGAGUACUAUGAAGAUUUGAGAGAGUUCCACCAACAUCUCCCAGUAUUGUUGAAACCGGAUGGAGUUUAUUCUUUCUUCAAUGGCCUAUGUGGUGGUAAUGCAUUUUUCCAUGUUGUUUACUGCCAUUUGGUAUCUCUUGAGCUUGAGAAUUUGGGGUAUUCCACACAAUUAAUUCCCUUGCCUGUUAAGGAUUGCUUGGGGGAACAAGUUUGGGAAGGUGUUAAACACAGAUACUGGCAGCUUGAUACAUACUAUCUCCCUGUUUGUCAGUCUGCAGAGGACUCUCAGUGA